ACGACCACCAGCUCUGCUUCAAAUUAUAACAUAACGAUCUUGAUUCUCGAUGGCUGAAGGAAGCAAUUACGAUUAUCUCUUCAAAGUCGUCCUUAUUGGAGACUCCGGUGUAGGAAAAUCUAACCUCCUUUCGCGUUUCACUCGAAACGAGUUCAAUCUCGAAUCCAAAUCUACUAUCGGCGUCGAGUUUGCUACGAGAUCCAUAAAUGUUGACGGCAAGACUGUGAAGGCUCAAAUUUGGGACACUGCUGGACAAGAGCGAUAUCGGGCCAUUACCUCUGCCUACUAUCGUGGUGCCGUCGGCGCUCUCUUGGUCUACGAUAUCGCAAAGCAUGCCACCUAUGUCAACGUCACUCGAUGGUUGAAGGAACUCCGGGACCACGCUGACUCGAACAUCGUCAUUAUGCUUGUUGGAAACAAGAGCGACUUGAAGCACCUUCGAGCUGUGCCCACCGACGAGGCAAAGGCAUUUGCCACUGAGAAUGGAUUGUCAUUCAUCGAAACUUCCGCGCUGGACGCUUCGAAUGUCGAGAGUGCCUUCCAGACCAUUCUGACCGAUAUCUACAGGAUCGUUUCGGCCAAGUCACUCGAGUCUUCAUCUACGAACAUCGAACCGCCCACACAAGGUAUCAGCGUUACUGCCCCGGAACCUGCAGAUAAGGGUGGCAAAUGCUGUUAAUCCACUUGUGCACCCCACACGACCUAGUUACGAAUCUUUACAGAGAUUAUGUGUUUUCGUUGUUGGUGUAUUGAUACCUUUGUCUUUCUGUAAUUGCAUCUAUUUAUUUUCA
This is a messenger RNA of Coprinopsis cinerea okayama7#130, 791 nucleotides long. Its product is annotated as GTPase. The coding region runs from base 50 to 679 and encodes 209 amino acids. Gene Ontology annotation, cellular component: recycling endosome. Lineage: Eukaryota; Fungi; Basidiomycota; Agaricomycetes; Agaricales; Psathyrellaceae. Gene Ontology annotation, molecular function: GTPase activity; GTP binding. The record is from RefSeq and is a predicted model, not a curated record. The transcript has 8 exons. Gene Ontology annotation, biological process: exocytosis.